CUCUCUUUCUCUCUCUAAAAGAGCCUCUCUUUUCCGCAACUUUGAAAACUCUCUUUUAUUUCUCUCUCUAAAAACCCCUUCUCUAUAACACAUAAAAUUAAAGCUUGCAUUUUUCUCUCUUCACAGCCCUUUGUUUCACUGUAUGAUUUAUACCCAGAUAUCAAUUGCUCUGAAUCUAUAGAUAGGUCCUCCAUGGCCCCAGCAAGGAAAAAAAGUGUGAAUAAGAGGUUUCUGAAUGAGGUAUCACCUGAAAAGGAAGUCAAGAGUUCAGGCAAAAGUAAACAGCAGGCGAAUGGGGUGAGCAUUGGCUUUAAGAAGAAAUUGUCUGAUAAGUUAGGACCUCAAUGGAAGAAGGCAGAACUUGAACGAUUUUACAAAGCAUAUCGGGACAAUGGAAAGAACUGGAAGAAAGUAGCUGCUGAAGUGCGCAACAGAUCUGUGGAAAUGGUGGAGGCCCUUUACAAUAUGAAUCGGGCAUACUUGUCUCUUCCAGAGGGAACAGCUUCUGUAGUUGGGCUUAUAGCUAUGAUGAUUGAUCACUAUAGUGUUCUGGAAGCAAGUGAUAGUGAACGAGAAAGCAAUGAGAUGCCUGGAGUGCUCAGGAAGCUUCAAAAACACAAGCGGCCAAAAGUGCUGCUUAGUGCAUCAAAAGAAGAUCCCCAACAUUCUCGCAUGGUUGGAUCAACUGAUGGAUGCUUAUCAUUAUUAAAAAGAGGAUGUGGCCGUCCACUUCAUGCAGUUGGGAAAAGGACACCUCGCUUCCCUGUUUCAUAUCUGCGUAAGAAAGAUGAUGGAGAAAAUUAUGUUUCACCACAGAAGAAGCGCAGAAAGUUAGAGAUCAAUGCCGAUGAUAAUGAUGAUGAGCAUGCUGCUGUACUGGCAUUAACCGAGGCAUUGCAGAGAGUAGACUCUCCCCAAAUGUCUCAAACACCCUGUAGAAGAACAGAAAAUAUGAAAUCAUCACCUGUUCAAAGCUGGGAUAGGAUGUCUGAAUCAUCUCCAGCAAAUCUUUGUGAUGCUUCCAUAAAUGAAAAUUGGUCUGAAAGUGGCAUAGGACGUGGGGGGCCUGAUCUUGCUUGUGUGAGGGAUGCAAGCUCCUUGGCGGAAAUGGAAGGUAUAGGUACUGUAGAAGUUCAUCGAAAAGGCAAGAAGUUCUAUGGAAAUAAAAUAAGAGUUGAGAAGAUUGGGAACAGUCAAUCUGAUGAUGGUGGAGAAGCGUGCAGUGGCACUGAAAAAGAGCAAAAGGCCAGCACUUUGAAGGGAAAAGUUGAAAUUGAGAUGUCAAAUGCAAAAAUUGAUGAGACCUUUCACCGGAGCCAAAGGAAGAGAAGCAAGAAACUUUUUUCAGACGAUGAACCUGCUGACUUGAUUGGUCUUCAAACGUUGGCUCUUGUUUCUGCAAUGGAAUUUGAAUCAUCUUCCCUGUUGGAUGACGAAAGAACCACACAAACCGGGGACGACAAGAGUAGCAUACCUGAAUCUGCAUCUACUAGUCAUCAUAGAGAUAAAACUAAAUUCUCAAGGCAGAAAGAAAAGGCAACCAGUGAAGUUGAGGGUGCAACCUCAAGAAAAUCUAAGCUCGGAAGAUAUCCACAAAGUUCUGCUAAAUCAGUCUCUGAAGCAAAUAAACGGCCUCAGUCCAUCAGCAAUGAUAUGCUGAAAAGAAAACGCAAGGCUUUGGUAGCAAAGGUUCUGGAUGAAGAGGAGAAUACAUCUGUGGUUAAAGGAAAACACAGUGCUCAAAUUUCUUCUCCUUCAAAACAAUUGAAAUCAUUAAAAUUGCCAGAUGGUUCUUUCAGUGGUGAUCAGAAAACUAUAUCAAAUGAUCUAGCAACGUCAACUGAACAAGUUCCUGUUGCAAGCCAAGUUAUCUUACCAACCAGAAAAACAAGUAGACGCAAGAUGGAUCUAAAGAGAGCAAUGAUUCCAAAGGUGAACAUUCUGAAGAAUCAAAUUAGUAAAUACUCCAUCUCCCUACAAGAUGGAGCAACCCAUCUAAAGGACAAGCUUUCUUGUAUAGUAUCAUCUCCUAUGGUUCGCAGAUGGUGUACAUAUGAAUGGUUUUACAGUGCAGUUGACUACCCUUGGUUUUCUAGAAGGGAGUUUGUUGAAUAUUUGAAUCAUGUUGGACUUGGGCACAUUCCAAGGCUGACUCGAGUAGAAUGGGGUGUCAUAAGAAGUUCUCUUGGCAAACCUCGGAGGUUUUCUGAGCGUUUUUUACACGACGAAAGAGAGAAACUCCAGCAAUAUAGAGAAUCUGUGAGAAAACAUUAUUUGGAGCUUCGUACUGGUUUAAGGGAAGGACUUCCAACAGAUUUAGCAAGACCUUUAUCAGUUGGACAGCGAGUAAUUGCUAUUCAUCCCAAAACAAGAGAACUUCAUGAUGGAAGUGUGCUCACCGUGGAUCAUGACCGGUGCAGGGUUCAGUUUGACCAUGCUGAGUUAGGAGUUGAAUUUGUCAAGGAUAUAGAUUGCAUGCCUUCAAAUCCGCUGGAUAACAUGCCAGAAGCUCUUAGGAGACAGAAAACCUCUGUUCUGCCCAAGGAACUGCCAGUGAAUGGGAAGUCAAACAAUGGAGAGUUCACUGCAAUUGAAAAACUAAGGAAUGCAGAGAGUCCCAUGAAUGCUUUGAUGAAGCAGGCACAAGUUGAGGCAAACCAUGCCAACCUUCUUGCCAAGGCAACAUUCACUGACAUUGUCAAUGCACAAGGAGCCUGUGGUCAACCUUCUAGGGUAUCACAGAUCCAACUGAAGGAAUAUGAUAUUCGAGCUCUGUCUGAGCUGAAUUGUGCUCUUGAUAAAAAGGCCUCUUCUGCUUUACUCAAUUUGAGGCAGCUUAAUACUUAUCCUGGAAACAAUGUGCCUGCUUGGCUGAAACCUCCAGCCAAUUCCUGUUUCUCUGGUAUGGUAAGACCGCAAAGUUCUUGUGUUUCUCAAGAUUCAGGAUCUGCUGUUCUCGAGAUUGUUAGAGGGUUGAGAUUAAAGGCACAUAUUAUGGUAGAUGCUGCUAUGCAGGCAAUUUCAUCCAUAAAAGAAGGGGAAGAUGCCUUUGCGAGAAUUGGAGAGGCAUUAGAUUCUAUGGAUAGAAGUCAUUUGGGAUCAGAAUCUAGGGCACAAAUGAUCAGGUCCCAGGAGGAGGCCAAUACCGGUUUAGGCCUUCAAAAUCAGUUGAUUCCCAGCACACCAGAGCCUCAGGUUAACUGCAAUGUAUCUGGGCCUCAAUCAAAUGACUCUGAAAAAAUUGAGACAGCAAUUCCUUCAGAGCUUAUAUCAUCAUGUGUCGCUGCUUUGCUCAUGAUACAGACAUGCACUGAACGACAGUAUCCCCCAUCUGAUGUGGCCCAGAUAAUUGAUUCUGCUGUUACUAGCUUGCAUCCAUGCUGUCCACAAAAUCUGCCAAUAUAUAGAGAGAUACAAAUGUGCAUGGGAAGAAUAAAGACGCAAAUACUGGCUCUAAUACCAACAUGAAACUGCUGCGCUCUACUGUACCCUACCACCAACCCCUUGUAUAUAUGCUGUUGGAAUCUUGGUUUCAGCUUCAUUUCCCAGGAUCCACUAACCCCUAUUCAGCAUUAAAUUUUUUUAGGUUACUGCUAAUAGUGAUCAUUAAUCAUGAGUUAAUAAUAUUUCUACAAGCUAGUGUAGUUCUUCCCCCCCUCUAUUUAUCUAUCUAAUUAUUCCCCCGCUUAACUAGAAUGAUGUCAUCUUCAAUGAGGAAAUUUUGUUUUUUUUAA
Molecule: messenger RNA, 3734 nt
Organism: Populus nigra (black poplar)
Lineage: Eukaryota; Viridiplantae; Streptophyta; Magnoliopsida; Malpighiales; Salicaceae
Product: protein ALWAYS EARLY 2-like
Exons: 18
Coding region: 193-3468 (1091 amino acids)
Biological process (GO): regulation of cell cycle; regulation of transcription by RNA polymerase II; DNA-templated transcription
Cellular component (GO): nucleoplasm; transcription repressor complex
Molecular function (GO): DNA binding
Source: RefSeq, a predicted model, not a curated record